This is a messenger RNA of Ziziphus jujuba (common jujube), 2290 nucleotides long. Its product is annotated as glucose-1-phosphate adenylyltransferase large subunit 1. Gene Ontology annotation, molecular function: glucose-1-phosphate adenylyltransferase activity. Gene Ontology annotation, biological process: glycogen biosynthetic process. Bases 401 to 1987 code for a protein of 528 amino acids. The record is from RefSeq and is a predicted model, not a curated record. NCBI's taxonomy places the organism in Eukaryota, Viridiplantae, Streptophyta, Magnoliopsida, Rosales, Rhamnaceae. The transcript is spliced from 15 exons.
GCUGCUAAAUGGUCAUCUCUGAUUGCAACAAGGAGGAGCCUAGAAACUUGGACUGUGGAAGGAAGCGGGUGAUGGAGUCGGAUAUGCGAUGAUGAACUGUGGCAAGGCCACGUGAAUUCAUGCCACUAAAAAUAAAAAAAAUAAAGAUUUUUUUUACUCUCUCUCUCUCUCUCAUACUCAUUGUAUAAUUAUAAAUACGCAACACCUAAAUUGCAGGAUUUCCCGUGAGGCUCUCAAAAGCCAAUAAAGUUGUCAACUUUUUUAUCAAAUCAUUCACGCAUUUCACCCCAUCAUCUUUCUACGUCAAUCGAAAUAUAUCGGCUCCCGUGUGGACUGCCACUACUCUGUCUCUCCCAUAUUCUUUGAAGCUUUCCACCACCUUAUUUGCAAGGUAGCUGGAAUGGAUUUCUGCUGUGUGUCCUUGAAACCCAAUAGCCAUUUGGCAAAAGCUAGCCAAGGUGAUCUCAGUAAUGGAGAAAAUCGGUUUCUUGGAGAGAAGAUCAGAGGAGGAAGCCUAAAUAACAGUAUUUGGGGCAAGCAGAUGCCAAAUGCUUGGAGAACUGAGAAGAGGGUCAAGAGGGUUAAUCCUGGUGUUGCUUUCUCUGUUCUUACAUCAAACACCCCCAAGGAAACUCUGACUCUGCAAGUUCCACAGUUUCAUAGACGAAGAAUGGACCCCAAAAAUGUCGCUUCAAUCAUUUUGGGAGGAGGUGCUGGGCCUCAACUAUUUCCUCUUACCAGGAGAGCAGCAACACCUGCUGUACCAGUUGGAGGAUGCUACCGUCUCAUAGACAUUCCAAUGAGCAAUUGCAUCAAUAGUGGCAUAAACAAGAUUUUUGUGUUGACCCAGUUUAAUUCUGCUUCACUCAAUCGUCAUCUUGCUCGCACAUAUUUUGGAAAUGGUGUUAACUUCGGAGAUGGGUUCGUGGAGGUUCUGGCAGCCACUCAAACAUCUGGAGAAAGAGGAAUGAAUUGGUUUCAAGGGACAGCAGAUGCUGUGAGGCAAUUUAUAUGGGUAUUUGAGGAUGCCAAGAACCGGAACAUUGAGAACAUUCUGAUUUUGUCGGGUGAUCAUCUUUACCGAAUGGAUUAUACGGAAUUUUUGCAGAGUCAUGUUGAUAGAAAUGCCGACAUUACGCUUUCAUGUGCAACAGCGAAUGAGAGCCGUGCAUCAGAUUAUGGAUUGGUGAAGAUUGACAGCAGAGGCCGAAUUGCGCAGUUUUCUGAGAAACCAAAGGGUGCUGAUCUGAAAGCAAUGAGAACAGAUACCAGUCUUCUAGGUCUUUCUGCAAUAGAAGCCAUGGAAUCUCCGUACAUUGCAUCAAUGGGAGUUUAUGCAUUUAAGACAGACAUUUUAUUAAAGCUCCUGAGGUGGAGGUACCCUACAUCAAAUGACUUUGGAUCUGAAAUCAUUCCUGCAGCUGUUAAAGAGCAUGAUGUUCAAGCAUAUAUAUUCAGAGACUACUGGGAGGAUAUUGGAACCAUAAAGACCUUUUAUGAUGCUAACAUAGCUCUCACUGAAGAGAAACCGAAGUUUGAGUUCUACGACUCAAAGACACCUUUCUUCACAUCACCUCGGUUCUUGCCACCAACAAAGAUGGAUAAAUGCCGGAUUGUGGAUGCAAUAAUCUCACACGGGUGUUUCCUGCGAGAAUGUAUUGUCCAACAUUCAAUAGUGGGUGAACGGUCUCGAUUAGAUUACGGUGUUGAGCUUCAGGAUACUAUAAUGUUGGGUGCAGACUAUUACCAAACUGAAUCUGAGAUUGCAUCCCUCCUGGCAGAAGGGAAGGUUCCUAUUGGGAUUGGAGAGAAUACAAAGAUUAGGAAUUGUAUAAUCGAUAAGAAUGUAAAGAUAGGGAAGGACGUGGUGAUCGUGAACAAAGAUGGUGUUGAAGAAGCAGACAGACCAGAAGAAGGAUUCUAUAUCCGUUCAGGGAUCACCAUUAUACCAGAGAAGGUAACCAUUAAAGAUGGCACUGUCAUAUAGAAAAAGAGGAAUUAGAUGGGCAGCUGAAGAGGAAAGUUUUUUCCGGGAUUUUGUCUUUUAGAAGAGGGAAGCGGAGCUUUUGUCAAUGUAUGUAAAACUGGAAGAUCCCUCAGGUUACUUAUCCUAUAAGAGAUGGUCCACGCGGAAUGUAUAUAGAUAAAAAUCAGAGGGGGCUUGUUUAGCUGGUACUUUUUUUUUUUUUUUUUUUUUUUGCCCUUUCAUAUAUCUAUAAUAAAAAAAAACCUGGAGAAUCAUGUAUUAUAUUGUCAUCAAUAAAUGCUUACUUUUCAAUCUUCUCAGAAC